CUCUUGUCAGCACAUGCAUUCCACUUUCCACUACAAAUUCGACUUUGGACCCCAAAUUUUACCUCACCUACAAGAAAGGCAUUAGCCCACCUUCCAUAUAUUUCACACCCUCUUCUUUCUCUCUUUAUCCACGCACUAAUAUAUCACAAUCAAAAGCUAAGCUCUCAUAUCAAUACUUGGAACAUUACUAGCCUAGCCUAGAUACAUCAUAUAGACUAUACCACUUUCAAACCCUAAAACCCUUCAAAUUCUUACUCAUCUUUCUCCACCCAUGAAACUAAAAUCAGUUUCAAGAAAUCUUUCUUGAUCUAGCAUACCCUAUAUUAGUUCUCCUUCUCUUUUUAAUUUCAAGACUUGAUUUUCUAUCAUAUUAGAAAAUGAGAGCAGGAGGUUGCACAGUGCAACAAGCACUAACCACAGAGGCAGCAACGGUCGUAAAACAAGCUGUAACUUUGGCUAGACGGCGAGGCCAUGCCCAAGUUACUCCUCUUCAUGUAGCUAACACCAUGCUUUCUUCUUCUACUGGUUUAUUAAGAACAGCUUGUCUCCAAUCUCACUCUCAUCCUCUUCAGUGCAAAGCCUUAGAGCUCUGUUUCAACGUUGCGCUUAAUCGUCUUCCAGCAUCAACGUCAAGCCCUGUGUUAGGUACUCACGCUCAACAAUACCCUUCAAUCUCUAAUGCCUUAGUUGCAGCUUUCAAGCGUGCUCAAGCUCAUCAACGACGAGGCUCGAUCGAGAAUCAGCAGCAACCUCUCUUAGCUGUGAAAAUAGAGCUAGAGCAGCUUAUAAUAUCCAUUUUAGAUGAUCCUAGUGUUAGUAGAGUGAUGAGAGAAGCUGGUUUCUCAAGUACUCAAGUGAAAAGCAACGUUGAGCAAGCUGUUUCUUUAGAAAUAUGUUCUCAAAACAGUGCUCCUGUAAGUAGUAGCAAGUCUAAAGAAAGCAAUAACAAUAAUAGUGUUUUAGCACUUUCUCAUACUCAAGUAGGAGCUAGAACAAGCUGUAGAUCAUCACCAACAACCAGUACUACUUCUUUAGAUCCAAUUAGGAAGGAGGAUGUGAUGAGUGUUAUAGAGAAUUUAAUAAAUAAAAGAAAAAGAAGUGUUGUGAUUGUAGGGGAGUGUCUUGUUAGUUUAGAAGGUGUUGUUAAAGGAGUUAUGGACAAGGUUAUUAAAGGAGAUGUUCCUGAAGCUUUAAAAGAAGUUAAGUUUAUAUCAUUUCCAUUAUCUUCUCUAGGUCAUCUCUCUUCUAGAGUAGAGGUAGACCAAAAGCUUGAAGAGCUUAAAGUUCAUAUUAGAAGCUAUUUGAGCAAAGGGGUUGUUUUGAAUUUAGGGGAUCUUAAGUGGGUUGUCGAGUAUAGGGCUAAUAACUUGAGUCCAAUGGAGCAUAUGAUCAUGGAGAUUGGCAAGUUAGCUAGUGGAAUCAGUGAGAACAAUGGGAAAUUUUGGCUAACGGGAAUUGCAACUUUCCAAACUUACAUGAAGUGCAAAUCGGGAAAUCCAUCACUUGAGACUGUUUGGGGUCUUCAUGCUCUUACAAUUCCAGCAGGCAGCUUACGCUUAAGUCUCAUCACCGACAGUGAUGUACAAAGUCAGUCCACAAGUAAUAAAGUUGGUCAAGAUGGGUCUAGAUGUUGGAUUAUGCUUGAAGGUGAAGAAGAGAAGCAACUUACUUGCUGUGUUGAUUGUACAUCAAAGUUUGAGAAUGAGGCUAGAAGCUUACAAAGUAGCACUUCUAAUAGUGACUCCACAACCACUUCUACCCUUCCUGCAUGGCUUCAACAAUACAAAAAUGAGAACCAGGGCGUUAAUAACAAUAAUGAUCAGGAUUGUGUCUCGAUCAAAGAUCUUUGCAAAAAGUGGAACUCUAUUUGCAGUUCGAUCCACCAAAAACCCUAUUCUUCUGAGAAAACCAUUACAUUUUCUUCUGUAUCACCUUCUUCUUUUACUUCUAGCUUCUCAUAUGACCACCAAUACCCUAAUUUUCAUCACACCUAUCAUCAACGCGACUGGCCAGUGGUUGAAUCCAAGCAAUCAUGGAGAGACCACCACUUCUGGGUUGGUUCAGAAACUGUCAACAAGAUUAACAGCUGUAUCAGUAUUGAACCCAGUUUGAGAAUGUACAUCCCAGAGCAUAAUAGAGAUCAAUAUCCCAAACCAACAAUACCAUUUUCAUCGAAUCCGAAUUCUACUCCUAACUCAACUUCUUCCAGUGAUGUUAUGGAAAUGGAGCAUCUUAACAAGUUCAAAGAAAUGAAUGCUGAAAACCUGAAAAUCUUAUGCAAUGCAUUGGAGAAAAAGGUUACAUGGCAGAAAGAUAUAAUCCCUGACAUCGCGAGCACAAUCUUGCAAUGCAGAUCAGGCAUGGUAAGAAGAAAAGGGAAGGUGACGAGAAACAGUAGUACCGAGCAAGCUAAAGAAGAAACUUGGUUAUUGUUUCAAGGAGUUGAUGUGGAAGCUAAAGAAAAGAUAGCUAAAGAAUUGGCUAAGCUAAUCUUCGGCUCGCAGAAUAACUUCAUUUCAAUUUCUUUAAGCAGUUUUUCAUCUACAAGAGCAGACUCAACGGAAGACUGUAGAAACAAAAGAUCAAGAGAUGAACAAAGUUGCAGUUAUAUAGAAAGAUUUGCUGAAGCUGUAUCAAGCAAUCCACAUAGGGUUUUUUUGGUGGAAGACGUUGAGCAAGCAGAUUAUUGCUCGCAAGUUGGUUUCAAAAGAGCAAUAGAAAGAGGAAGAAUAACAAAUGUUAAGGGUGAAGAAGUUGGUCUUAGUGAUGCCAUUAUCAUUUUGAGCUGUGAAAGUUUCAGUUCAAGAUCAAGAGCUUGUUCUCCUCCUGUCAAGCAAAAAACAGAUGACUAUAUUAUUUCUCAAGAUCAAGAAGAAGAGAAAGGUCAAGGUGCUAAAAUGGAGGAGUCAAGUCCCUGUGUAUCACUUGAUCUGAAUAUAUCCAUUGAUGAUGACAGUAUUGAGGAUCGGUCAAUCGAUGAUAUUGGUCUUCUUGAAUCUGUUGAUAGACGAAUUGUUUUCAAAAUCCAAGAGCUACGAUUCAUGUCAUAAGUGUUUUUGAUCUUAGUUAUUUUUCUUUUUUUUUUUUUCAAAAAUGUUAUUUAAUUAGUUUUUAGAAUGUCAUAUAUAGAAUUUCUAGGGCUGGAGAUGAACGAAGUUUGCUUCUUUUUGUGUAAAAUCACAUUGUAAAUUAUUAUCUUCAUCUAAUACCUUUGUUCUUUUUAA
Molecule: messenger RNA, 3224 nt
Organism: Ricinus communis (castor bean)
Lineage: Eukaryota; Viridiplantae; Streptophyta; Magnoliopsida; Malpighiales; Euphorbiaceae
Product: protein SMAX1-LIKE 3
Exons: 3
Coding region: 378-3050 (890 amino acids)
Source: RefSeq, a predicted model, not a curated record